CUACACCCCUCUACCACCACGCUACGGCACAACGGCCGGAAUUCCUUUUUUCAUCCCACCUGAAAACUACCUCUACCCCCCCUCCCCUCCAACCACACCCUCUCCCCUCCACCGCCAUCUCACACACCACACACACGCAUCCCACGCACACAAAACCCCCCAACAAACCUCCCUUACCUCACCCUCCACCUCCCCUUCCUCUCCCACGAUGCCCUCAUCCCUCUCCACCACCACCGCCGCUGCAACAACCGUCGCCGCCGUCGAAACCCCCAACAAUGCCGCGGGACGCCUCCCCCUCGCCGCCCCCGAUGCCACCCGCGCCGCCGAACUCGCCAGUGCAAAGCUAACUCUGCACUCUGCGCUCCGCCAUUUCCCCGACUUCCCAAUCCCAGGCAUCGACUUCGUUGAUAUCCUGCCGCUGUUCGCGACCGCCGCGCGCCAGGAGACCCUGCUCGCUGCUCUGGAGGCGGAGGUCCUGGUCGGCUUUGGGGGCGUGCCGGAUGUGAUUGUGGCGCUUGAUGCGAGGGGGUUCUUGUUUGGGCCGGGACUGGCGCUGAGGUUGGGAUGUGGGUUUGCGCCUGUGAGGAAGAGUGGGAAGAUUCCGGGUCCGACGGUUGAGGUGGGGUUUAAGAAGGAGUAUGGGGAGGAUUUCUUUCAGAUGCAGGGGGAUGCUGUUGAGAAGGGACAGAAGGUGUUGGUGGUGGAUGAUAUUAUCGCUACUGGCGGCUCCGCAAAGGCAGCUGGCGACCUCGUCGAGAAGCUCGGAGGUGAAGUCAUGGGCUACCUCUUUAUCCUCGAGCUCGACUUCCUUAAGGGCCGCGACCUGCUCAACGCCCCUGUGCGCACCCUUCUCGCGCAGGAGGAGAAGCAGUAGACGACAUCCCAUCUCACACACCCGAUAUUACACGACGAACUUUAAAACACAAAUAUACUCCGUCCGAUCUUGCGCUGCGACGUAUGUGAUACAGAUACCAAAAAAAUUACAAUACUUUUUCACAGCUCUAGACCUGUUCGAAUGGGAGGCAAGGACUUUGUUGCAUGGAUUUUUGUUAGGGAUUGAACAGAUGGAUGGGCGGAUGGAUGGAUUAGACAGGGAGCG
Pseudogymnoascus verrucosus is the source of this 1099-nucleotide messenger RNA. RefSeq names its product adenine phosphoribosyltransferase (gene APT1). Gene Ontology annotation, cellular component: cytoplasm. Gene Ontology annotation, molecular function: adenine phosphoribosyltransferase activity; AMP binding; adenine binding. The transcript has 2 exons. Gene Ontology annotation, biological process: adenine salvage; AMP salvage. The record is from RefSeq and is a predicted model, not a curated record. Lineage: Eukaryota; Fungi; Ascomycota; Leotiomycetes; Thelebolales; Thelebolaceae. Bases 209 to 874 code for a protein of 221 amino acids.